This is a messenger RNA of Paramormyrops kingsleyae, 2892 nucleotides long. It is a transcript of the gene tmem121b, whose product is annotated as transmembrane protein 121B. Lineage: Eukaryota; Metazoa; Chordata; Actinopteri; Osteoglossiformes; Mormyridae. The record is from RefSeq and is a predicted model, not a curated record.
CUAAUAUCUACAUUAUUCUAACGAAAUCGAUGAACCACCGUCCGAUGAAAUAAGAUCCGUCUGUAUUGGGAAAAAUCGAGCAAGGAGGAGAGAGCACAUAUACAAUGACUGCAGCCUUUGCACAAGAAGACUCCGAAGCUGACUAUUCCCAGCUGGAAGCGGUGAGCGGUUUGGAGUCGCCCGUCUCCUCUUCCUCGCGAAACGAAAAUCUGCUCCUUAAAAAUACCUCAUCCGGGAGACAGACACAGACGUCCACCGGCAGCCUCAACCUAGAGGAAAGCAUCACCAAGCCCCUGGUCUCCUCUGCAGCCGCCACCGCUGCAUACAUCAUGACAUCUGGAGAAUUCAUGCAGAGCGCUCCCCUGUUCGUGCGGAGAUCCAGGCGCAACCUCCUCUAUAAGAUCCUCUGCUUCCUCGUCCUCGUUUUCCAGGGCGGUAUUCUGGAUUUCUACCUGAUCGUGUUCACCGAUCUCUACUGGUCCUCAUGGGUAGCCACCGACUUGGUUGUGAUAACAGGGUGGGGGAUUUUCUUCAUAAAGAACGCCAGGAGCAAACGCGAGCGGGCUUGUGGAUUCCACCAGAAGACCUCCAUCUUCGGAUGCAACCUCGGGGAAUUCACCUUCGCGUAUUUAGCGUGGCUUAUCUAUGUUAUCGCAUGCACUCCGAAAGUGGUGCUCAUACUGGAGACGUCCAUUCUGGAUCUGAUUCAGCUAAAAGUGCUGCUCGGGAUCACAGGCUUUAAAAUAAUAAUGAUGCUAUCCGUACCAUUACUCUACUGCCUGAUAAAUUCAAUCAUUGAGGACGUGAACGGGGCGAGUCGAUACUAUUCACAAAGUUGCUUCAUGGUCACCUGCUUGGACCUGCUGGACAGCUUCACGCUGAUAGAAAUGCUACUGAGGAACGAGAUCCCCACCAACUACCUGAAGUACACGGUCAUUUCUGUUUACUUCAUCGCGCUGGGUGUCCCGGUCUUGUGGCUUUACGAGCUGACCUCCUCGCAAAUGAACUGCAGGUGGAUUUGGACCAAGUUCCUCACUGGCCUCUUGGUCAACGUGCCGUUGCUUGUGGUGAGGUGCCUGCUCAUGUAUGUUCACAGGAUGCCAGUGUCGGUGUUCAUGUUUAAAAACGUGUUCAUCCUAGCUUGUAAGUGCCUGGAGUUGUUGGAGCAAUGCUGUAUGCUGAAGGGAGUUAGGAAAUUGACCGGCGACAACCCGGCCCAGGUAUCACAUUGUGUCUCGGAGAAUGACAUGUGUCCUCAUGGUUAUGUCAACACGCUGGCGGUCAACACGCAAUCGUAAAAGGUUAGAUCGCAAAACCUAGAUUUUCGUUUUGGGGACCAAGUGCUGAUAGUAUGACCGACAGCGACUAUCUGCAACACAUUCUCAGCAGGUGCUAAAAUCAAACACGACAGUAUAUCAUUAAUCAAGACGUCAUACCCACGAUUGUGACACACAAAGGAGAUUACGAUAGUGGGAUGUUUUAUGGCUGUGAGAUAAUUGAUGUGUUUGUGCUGUUUGUCAGUAAUUGCAUUGCAUGUCUAAGCUACAGUGUGUUGCACUUUAAUAGGUGAUAUUUUCUUGAGGCAAAGUGCAAUAUAGAAAUAUACCCGACAAUGUAUUAUUUGUGCACUCAUGUGUACACUACUAUUUGCUAGCGUAAUUUAUAAUAUUACGAAUCUAUUUCUCAGAUAGCACACAUAUGUUGAAAUGACAUCGAUUCCAUAUCAGACAACACAAAGAAACAACGCUGAUCUUCAAUCUUUUACUUUAAAUCAACAUUGAAUCAAUUAAGUUUCAACGCUGAUAAUUUAACACUGACCAUAAUUCAACGCAUUUAACGAUGAUUCAACGUUGAAAUAAUAACAUGGGUGCUAUCUGGGUUAGAAUUAAGUUAAUUACAAAAUUACUUGUUGAGAGUCAAGUGGAAAUUUGGUGCACAACACAUCAAUUAACAAUAUGUAGGCUAUAGGCUAAAACACCACUGUCAUUUGUCAAUAAUAGUAUUGUACUACACAUUCAAAUGCCAACAAUGACCUUAAUAUUUUAUGAAGUAUACAUUAAUGAAUUUUAUUUUGUGCCUCUUCCGAUUUAAACAGCGUACGCAUUUAAUUUGCAGACUGCAAACUUUUUAAAAAGCCUACGGCGCACUGAAUGCGUGUGUUUGUUUAUUUUAAUUUUGUAACGAUUUUCCCAUGAAUGGAUUGUUAAAAUCAUGAUUAGUCAUUAAAUUUACAUUUGAUAUUUCACAUUCACUUUGGAAUUAAGGCUUUGAAACCUAUUGUGGCUGUCAGUCAUUGCCUGAUUUGGACGCCAACAGGAAAUAAGUUAAAACGGAUCGCGAUUGGCAGUGUGGCGACAUCAAACCCAUAACCAUAUGUUUAUGCCAUGUUAUUUUCCAAACAACGGUCAAUAUUCUUGAACAUAAAAGCAAAAAAUAAAUUAACUGGCAGGGAGAAUCCAGUAACUCCUCAUUAUCUCUGCGGGAGAUGCUAUGAAGGUGUGAAGUUAGGCAUUUCCUUUACCUUACUUAGCAGACUAUAAUCUGAUGAGAUAUUACAGUGGUCAGGCCUUAACAAUGUAGCUUAAAUCAGCCCGUAACUUUGUAAGUAUUAUUGUAUAACUAAAGAGUAACAAGUGUACUCUGGGAUUAUUCUGUAAAUCUUCUUGAUUAGUUCAUUAUUCGGAGAUCACCCAUACAUCGAUGAAUUCUCGAUUCACUUUAUUCAUAGACCUAUGACAGGUAGACAUCAGAUUCUUCUUUCUAAAAUGUCGGAAUUGUGAUUACAAGAUGAAAGGUUCAAGUCAAAGGGAUUAACUUGAGAAAAUGAACGGUACAUUUAGGAUGAUAAGUGUUUAAGAUCAAAGAUAAUAUGUAAUUUGACCAAUGGAGAGC